This is a messenger RNA of Ruditapes philippinarum (Manila clam), 3064 nucleotides long. RefSeq lists its product as uncharacterized. The record is from RefSeq and is a predicted model, not a curated record. NCBI's taxonomy places the organism in Eukaryota, Metazoa, Mollusca, Bivalvia, Venerida, Veneridae. Bases 173 to 3064 code for a protein of 963 amino acids. The transcript has 8 exons.
CACACUUACAUGAUGUACUUGUUAUAGCUAUUAUAUUCAUUCUGGCAUUAUUUAUAUGGUAUGUGAAAUUAUUCAUCCAAUCAACAAAGGAACAAUUUAUGAGUAAACAGAAAAUGUGAAAAAUGACAAUUAAGGAGUAGUAAACAAUGACCAAGCUCAUUAGAAACACUAUAUGAUGGCUACAGCAGUGCCGACUGUGCAGACUUCUAAAUUCUUCAACUGGAUAAAGGCUGCUCUAGCCGUUUUAUACACAAAAGAGGAAGUAGAGCCAGUUGUUGUCAGUGAGAUCAAAGAUUUCCAGCAGAACUCUCUAAAUACAAUUUCCUCAUCAAACAGCCUACCAGCCGGAAGCACCUGUUCUAACUGCUGUACGGAAAAUCUCAUUGUUUGUCUAACAAACAGACUUUGCAACGCAAAACGUGGAAAAUGCAGUUACCAUAAAAACAAUGCAACACAAUAUCGCCAAUCUGGCUGCCCGAAUAAAAUUUGUCAUAAUCUAAAAUUUGAAAUUCAAAAAGCACAUCGAUAUCAUGGUCCAUCGUAUAAAAAUACAGACGCAACAAAAUGGUGCAGCAAUGUUUGGGAAAUUGCCAAAUGUUAUCUCCCACCAGACGGAUACAAGGAUGUAUCGAAUGCUGCAGAGACUGAUUUUAAUGGCAUCAUUAGUGUCAUUAUUAAUCACAAAGGAUUUGAGGCGAAAAUACAAGACGACUUGUCCAAGAAGAAUAAUAUAUUUGAAAAGGGCAGAGAUGUUGGUAGAGCUGUCAGACAUUCUCCUAAUCUGGAGGUCGAGGAUACAGAUCUAACACAAUAUUUUACCAUUUUAAACAACAUUUUGACCGAUCCUGGAUUCGUAGCAAUGAAUAAAUCCCCAAACAAUGCAAUUCAGAAAUUGGCGAAGCUUCAAAGUGACGAUUUGAUCAUUGGGAAAGACGUUGUACGUAAAGUUUUGGACGAUGUAAGAAAAACAAUUCAGGAACAAAUAAAAAAUGAGAUGAAUGAGUACAAACAGAAGACUGAAGAAAGAAAAUUAGAGCUGAUUAACAUUAUAAACUUAAAAGUAAAAGAUAUUGAAGAGAAGGGAAAUGUUUCACUUGUCCAACUGAAUGGUGCAGUGCAAUCGUCCAUUGAUGCUUUUGAGGCUAAGGUGAAAGAAUCUAUUCAAGAGAUAGACAGUCAGACAAAGAAAGGAAAAGAAACCCUUGAAAGUGUUACCAAUGAUGGCGUUCAAAAUGUCAACAAAGAAAAAGAAAAUGCAAUGAAGGAGAUACAAAAAGCUGCAGAAAAAUCAAGAGGUAACGAUGCCGCAUUGAAAUCGUCCAUUGAUGCUUUUGAUGCUAAGGUGAUUGAAUCUAUUCAAGAGAUAGACAGUCAGACAAGGAAAGGUAAAGAAACCAUUGAAAGUGUUACCAAUGAUGGCGUUCAAAAAGUCAACAAAGAAAAAGAAAAUGCAAUAAAGGAGAUACAAAAAGCUGCAGAAAAAUCAAGAGGAAGCGAUGCCAAUGCUAAGAUCUCUGAGGAUACGUAUCAAAAGAAGAAAGAAGAGCUCAAAGAUGGUUUGAUUGAAUUCUACAAAACGAGACACAGUAAAGUUUUCCUGUCGCCCCUUUUUGAAGAAAAUGACACGCCUUUGGCUUCUUUCUACAUAAGACCUGAAUUGAACCUAAUAAACUCAGCACAGACGAGAAAUGCCGAAAAAAGACAAGUCAUAUCGUUAUCGGCGAUGCUUAAAACCGGAAAUCAAGCUAAGCAAGAAAUACAUGUUAUUGCUGACGCUGGUCUCGGAAAAACUGCAUUUUCAAACUAUCUGGCGAUCACAUGGUGUCAAGCUCAUUUUCCAGAGGAAUACAUGACUCAGUCUUUUGAAAAGGAUGAUAUAGAUUGUAUGCAGGGAUAUGAUUUCUUAUUUCUGGUCUUACUGCGAGAUUCGAACAAUUUAUGUUCUAUAGAUGAUCUCAUAUUUGAAAAGAUUGUUUCAGAUUUGGGUCUAGAAGAAAAGCCUUCCCAGGAUUUUCUCCUUAAAAUUUUAAAAAAUGAGAAAUGCCUCGUUAUACUUGAUGGACUAGAUGAAUGGAUUCACCCCGAAAAUGAAUGUCACAGAUCGCCGCAAUCAUUCCCUCAUAGGAAUGACCGUAAAAAGUGUACAAUACUGACAACUACGCGACCAUGGAAAUUAGGAGUUUUGAAUCUAAAUUCGUGUCAAAUUGGGAAAAAGGUAGAACUUACAAAACUAAGUUACGACUCAGCAGUUACACUUACAGAAAGGAUAUUACAAAGAUUGAAAUCUCAUCUAAAUAAGGAUGAAUUACAAAGUGAUGUCACAGAGUUUAUUUCAGAAAUUGAAAGUAGAGAAAACGAUGAACUUACUUCUGUGCCUCUACUUUUGAUAUAUACAAUUUGUUUAUGGUGUGACGAUGUUCAAAUAGGUACUUCAAAAUGUGAACUCUAUAUAGACAUAGUAGAGCUGCUCUUAUCUAGAACGAUUCAGAAGCAUGGAGAUCUUCAACAAUUGUUUGACCUUUCUGAUAUCCCUGAAUGCUUUGCUGAAUAUGAAAACUGUACUAAAUACUACCCACUCCUUAUGUGUUUGGGGAAAUUAGCUUAUUAUACUUUAUUCAAUAAAACUAGAGAAAACACGUUGGUAUUUGAUGGAUUAAUUGCUAAAAAAUAUCUCUCAGCAGACGAGAUGAAAUUCACCCUUCACUCAGGAAUGUUGUCAGAAAGUACAUCUAAAACAUUAACAAAAAAGUUUAGUAAAAUGUCAUUUUCCCACAAAACAGUUCAGGAAUUCUUUGCUGCAAUAUUUAUAAGUUCUGAAAAUGAGGCUCAGGAAAUUGUUGUAGAAAAAUGUAGAAAUAUUCAAGACAUUCUAGACAUGUCAAAAAUUUAUGAAUUUAUAAGUAAAAUGAACGCUGACCGGAUAUGUGAAAUUUCAAAUGAUUUGAUGUCUGUGAUAAAUGAAGACAAGGAAACACGUCACUAUAGAACUAGGACAUUUGGUCACAAGUACAUGUACAACAAAUGUUGCUAUAACGCAGUUGUAACAAAUCAAGAAGAAACAUAA